Molecule: messenger RNA, 3842 nt
Organism: Astyanax mexicanus (Mexican tetra)
Lineage: Eukaryota; Metazoa; Chordata; Actinopteri; Characiformes; Acestrorhamphidae
Gene: aopep
Product: aminopeptidase O (putative)
Exons: 17
Coding region: 398-2938 (846 amino acids)
Cellular component (GO): nucleolus
Molecular function (GO): metalloaminopeptidase activity; zinc ion binding
Source: RefSeq, a predicted model, not a curated record
GUAGUGAGCAGCGCGUGCUAGGCGGCUGCAGCAGUUGCUAUAGUGUAUCUGGGAGCAGCAGCGCAGCGGCGGGACUGUUUGUUUGUGGAAGCUGCUGGUUGCGUGUUUCUCUCUGUUAACUGGUUUAGCGUCCUCAGCUCAGCAGCCUGACCCUCAGUCUUUAACUCACACACGGCAGCAGAGUAUCACACAGAACGGCGGGGUAACGACACGGCGGCUGCGGGCAGAAACGGAGGAGAAACAGCGGGGGAAAGUUGGGGCUAAUGUUCAGCAGGUGUUGAGCUGUACACGUUCUGCUGCUGCUGGAGAUACGAGGAUGCUCACAAGACUGGAUAAUAGAGACACCAAAUGCUGCACUCUGAAAUAAUUGCCAGUGUUUACCAUGAAAUGAGUCUGGAUGCAUACUGUAAAUAAUAUAAAUACACUGGAAAAAAAAACUGACAAUCCGACGCACUCAGUGAUGCAGUCUACACAACAAAAUGAUCUGGACCCUAAUAAAGAUGACCUGCCUUUACGAGCCAACACAAACCACAUGCUGGUCAGGCACUAUGUCCUGGACCUGACUGUAGACAUACAGAGGAAGGUCAUUGGUGGCAGCAUUGUCCUGUUUCUAGAGCCUGGAAAAGGAGCUGCUGGACUAAAGAUCUCAGAAGUUCUACAAGCUCCAGAUGUUGUUGGUGUGGAAAAAGAAGCCAGCUGUUCUGCCAGUGCUACACAUGUACCUGGUGAUGCAGCUCAAGAAAGGGAUGUGUGUAGGUGGUCAUGGGAUGAUGAGAGUGAGGACUUCACCCUGAUAUUGGAUUGCUGUGACCUGCUGGUGUCCAAGGUGGAGGAGGUGGAUGUGUCUAAUGUGCCUGAGCUUAGGAAGCUUUUAGAAGGAGGUGAAUCAGAUGUGAUCUCCAGCCAGCAAUUAUCAUUUAUAUUAAUACAGAAACUAAUAUCUAUACCUUCACACCAAUGGAGACAACAGCAGGAUCUAUAUCUCCAGUGCAGCUCUGCUCCCAGUGUCCAUAUUCAGGGUCUUCUCUUCCACAUGGACCAGUGGAGCCUUCAAGUCAGGAAGAAAGGGGUGCGAACCCCAUGUGACUUCCCUCGUAUCCUCAGGAUUUGUUAUGAAACCAAAUCUACCGGAGGCUCUGUGAGGUGGACUAAAGACCAGGAUAACAGGUGCUGUGUUUACACCAUGGGAUCACCCAUCAACAACAGAGCCCUCUUCCCAUGCCAAGAACCACCAGUUGCAAUGUCGACCUGGCGAGCACGAAUAAAAGCCCCAUGUGAAUAUACGGUUCUGCUAAGUGGUGAGAAUCAGGCCUGCCCUAUGCCCGAGGAGACAGGUUUCUUCCAAUGGGAUUAUUUUGUUACAAUGCCAAUGCCUGCCUCCACUUUUACCAUAGCAGUGGGCAUGUGGAGGGAAGCCAGGGAAAAGGCUUCUAAUCAUGAGGAAGGGAUGAAUGAGGAUGAGGAGCCCAGUGCAAAAUUAGGCUGCAGUAGAAUGACCUGCACUGGAAGCCAGCCUACAAACCAAAGCGGCGAGAACCAGAGCUCACCAUCCAGGCUGACCUCUUCUGUUAAGGAGGAAGAUGAGCAGAGCUUUUGCUCCCAUGUGGAUUAUCCAUGUCGUUUUGUUAACAACACCUCUAGGAUGCAGGUCAUCCUACCUCAUCGAGUGUUUGCCCCAUUCUGUCAUCUGCAGAAGGUGGAGGCCUCUGUCCUGCCUCUCCUGCCCCUCUGUCUGGCUGCUGCUCACUCUGUUCUGGGUGUUCACCCGUUCUCACGCCUGGAUGUGCUCAUUGUUCCUCCUGGGUUCUCCAGUCUGGGCAUGGCCAGCCCACACAUUAUCUUCCUGUCCCAGAGUGUGUUGGUGGGUGAGAGAGGCCUGUGUGGUGCGAGGAUGUGCCAUGAAAUCGCCCACUCCUGGUUUGGCUUGGCCAUUGGAGCGCGGGAUUGGACGGAGGAGUGGAUCAGCGAAGGCUUUGCCACCUACCUGGAGGACGUGUUCUGGGCCAAAGUCCAGCAGCUGGAUCGCAGCGAGGAAGAGGAGCAGAGGCAGCUGAAGGCUUUCCUGCGUUGGAGGAGGCUGAAGGAUGAGUUGGUGAACUCAGAAGAGGAGCUGCUGGUCCUCAGGCCCAAUAAGGACAACACAGGAGAAGUCAGUGACUCUGGAGCCUCCAUGGUGAAGCAUGCCCUCAACCCUGGAAAACCGUUUAUGCAAGUACACUACCUAAAGGGUUACUUUUUCCUGAAGUUCUUGGCGAGCAAAGUGGGUGAGGAGGAGUUCCUGUGUUUCUUCAGGGUUUUUGUGAGAAAAUUCCAUGGCCAGCUUAUUUUAUCUCAGGAUUUCCUUCAGAUGUUCCUGGAUACGUUCCCAGCUUUGAGCAGCCAAGGCCUCACCCUUGAAGCUGUGUAUUCGGACUGGCUGGAUACACCUAGAAUUCCGAAGUGGCUGGAAGAAAUCAGCUCGACGUGGGCGCUCACUCGACCAGUGAAGGAGGUGAGAGAGGAGGUUGUAAAAUGGAUGCUCGUGAGUGGUGGUGGUGGAGCUGGAAAGGGCACCAAGCGGAAGAGAGCGGGGCCCAAGGUGAACUUCAAAGAGUUGAGUCCGGAGCAGCUGGUUCUGCUGUUGGAGUUUCUGUUGGAAGAGGAGGUGCUGAGUGUGUCCUGCCUCAGUCUGCUGCAGACAACAUACAGCCUGCGUAACCAGGAUGCAGAGGUGAAGCAUCGGUGGUGUGAGCUGGUGGUAAAGCAUAAAUACACAGCUGCGUAUAGAGACGUGGAGAACUUCCUCAUUCAUGACCAGGCUAUGGGGGUCUAUCUGUAUGGUGAGCUGAUGCUACAGGAAGACGGCCGUCAGCAGGCACUAGCACGACGCUGCCUGUCUGCCAUCAAAGAUGACAUGGACCAAUCAGCACGAAGCCUAGUGGAGGAAAUGAUCCUUUAGUGCUGGAAAAGAGCAGGGUUCGAGAUCAUCUCUGCAGUCUCAGGACUCUGUGUGGAAGCAGCUGACGGGGACCAUCGGAAACACACGGAUGCCUGAGGCUACAUCUGUUUGGAUGAAGCUUCUGCUGUAAAUGGAAACAAGAUUAGAAGAAAAUAAUUAAUAUACUUUAUUAUAUUAAAUGCAGCUGGUACAGUAGACUACAGAGUACACCCGUACAUCAUACGGAGAUAAAAAUCUGUGUAGCUCCUGUUCUCAAAGCUUCAGCAGAAUCAGAUAAAUGGAAGCUGUUUGUGUUAAAAACAAUGUGGCUGAUAUUUUCAUAUUAAACAUUUUACCUCAGGGGCACUAGCAUUGUCCUGCAGAUAUCAACCAGUACAACAACAUCUAGAGGUCAGUUUCUGGUUUGUCCCUGCUAUUAUUUAUAUAAAAAAAGCUACUUUAAUUCCACCUGUAAGAAUGCUGUACCAAUACGGCAGUAACAAUCUACACAAACAGCACUAUUUGUUAGUUUUAUAUUGAAAUGUGAAAUUACAGUUCUUCUACUUUGAUGUCAUUUUGUUCCAGUUUGUGUCUGCUCUGAUUAGACUUAUUUAUAGUUAUUUGCUUAGUUUGACUGGCAGUAUUUUUACUUUUUAUAUUUUAUUUGGUCGUUAUUAAUUUUAUGUUUAUUUGUUUUAUGUAAUUACUGAGACUUUGGACCAAAAUGGUGCUACUUCAAUAAAGUUUUUUUUAUAUUUUUAGCAAAAGAGAAGUUGCACUUGGGUUAUCAUUACUGAGAACUAAAGCCUUACUCAAACUACUUUUCUGUUCCAAAUCAGGGUAUCCACACACUUUAAUUUCAAUGCAAUUAUUAAGUCUUUUAAUACCUCUAACAGGAAAAAUAAAACAAUAACUUUGGUAAAAA